Oncorhynchus kisutch (coho salmon) is the source of this 5368-nucleotide messenger RNA. RefSeq names its product gigaxonin (gene gan). The record is from RefSeq and is a predicted model, not a curated record. The transcript has 11 exons. Gene Ontology annotation, molecular function: protein binding. Lineage: Eukaryota; Metazoa; Chordata; Actinopteri; Salmoniformes; Salmonidae. The coding region runs from base 266 to 2185 and encodes 639 amino acids. Gene Ontology annotation, biological process: cytoskeleton organization.
GGGCUGUGUUCGAUUACUUUGAAGAUGUAUCCACCCUUUCUUCCUCGUGCAUACAUUAAACUGUAUGAAAGCGGAAAACAAUGUUGCCACGUAUCCAUAUUUAUCUCAGAUAUGUGAUUGUUCCAGGGGAAGGAAUGUAAAAGUAUUUUAACGGAGCCUGGCUUGUAAAAUAGAAAAAGUGUGCUAAACGCUUCUUUAAAAAAAAAUUUUUUACCUCGCGUUCUGCUUCUGACUUGUGUGUAGUGUGGCCCAUGCAAGGAACACAAUGUCCAGCACUGAGUCCGAGGUUAGCGUUGCAGGUUCGGUGGUGUCAGACCCUCAACACUCUCAGAAACUUCUCAAGGCCCUUCGCUCCUUUUGGCAAGAACAAUGCUUCCAAGACGCAGUGUUAGUACUGGACGGGGAAAAGAUUCCAGUCCAGAAAAACAUUUUGGCUGCGGCUAGUCCAUACAUCAGAACAAAACUGAACUACAACCCUCCAAAGGAAGAUGGAUCCAUGUACACCAUUGAGCUUCAGGGAAUCUCUGUCACUAUCAUGAAGCAGAUCCUGGACUACAUCUUUAGUGGGGAGAUCAGUCUGAGUGAGGACACCAUUCAGGACAUGGUCCAGGCUGCUGAUCUUCUGCUUCUGACAGACUUGAAGUCCCUGUGCUGCCAGUUCCUAGAGAGCUGCAUUGCUGCAGAGAACUGCAUUGGGAUCCGGCUCUUCUCUCUACAUUACUGUCUGCACCAUGUUCACCAUGUUGCCACAGACUUCCUCCAGACACAUUUCCGUGAUGUGGCUGCCACGGACGAGUUCAGGGAGUUACCCCCAGACCGGCUGUGUGAGAUCCUGUCCAUGGAGAAGCUCAACGUGGGCAAUGAGAAGCAUGUCCUGGAGGCUGUGGUGCGCUGGCUCGGUCAUGACCUGGAGGAACGGAGGGUGCACAUGAAAGAGGUGAUGUCAUCAGUGUGGAUCCAGGGCCUGGACCAAGGUUACCUGAGGGAGCAGGUAUUGGGAGAGCCCUUGAUGAGGGAGGUGAUCAGGGAGUACUGCAAUGCUCCACUGGGGGGUGCUGCACUGCAGGGUGAGGCUCUUCUAGCCGCCUUCAAACCUCGUGGCUACUCGGAGUGCAUCGUCACUGUAGGAGGGGAGGAGAGAGGAACGAGGAAGCCGUCAGCCAUGGCACGCUGCAUGUGUCCACUCUAUGAUCCAAACCGUCAGCUGUGGAUCGAGCUGGAACCAAUGAGCAUUGGCCGAAUAGGGCAUGGGGUGCUGGCUGCAGAGGGCUACCUCUUUGUGAUGGGUGGUAUGGAUGAAACUAAGAUGGUCCUGAGCAGUGGGGAGAAAUAUGACCCAGACACAAACACCUGGACCCCAAUUCCUUCCAUGAAACAGGCGAGGCAGAACUUUGGUGUUGCAGAGCUGGAUGGGAUGAUCUAUGUUUUGGGAGGAGAGGAUGAGGACAUAGAGCUCCUGACUGUGGAGGUUUUCGACCCUCACUUUAACACCUGGACAACCCAAACCAGCAUGACAAUGGUCCGCAAGGUGAGACAUGAGCACUUCCAGCUUGCUAUAAACACAUUCACAAAUUGCAACCUCUCUAAAUCUCUCACCACUUGCCCAACAAUCUCUCCUCAGAUUGGCUGCUAUGCCACCAUGAAAAAGAAGAUCUAUGCCAUGGGUGGUGGGUCAUAUGGAAAGCUGUACGACUCAGUAGAAUGCUAUGAUCCGAAGACCAAGCAGUGGACUGCAAUCUGCCCUUUGAAAGAGAGAAGGUUUGGCUCAGUGGCAUGUGGUGUGGGUCAGGAACUCUAUGUGUUUGGAGGCGUGAGGAGCCGUGACUCAGACAACCCAGAAUCCAGCACCAUGACCACCUGCAAGUCUGAGUUUUUCCAUGAUGAGAUGAAAAGAUGGAUGUACCUUGAUGACCAGACUCUCUGUGUUCAGACCAGUUCCUCUUUUGUGUAUGGCGCUGUCCCCAUUGGUGCCAGCAUCUAUGUAGUGGGAGACUUAGACACUGGUACAACCUAUGACUAUGUGAGAGAAUUCCGUCGCAGCUCGGGGACGUGGCACCGCACCAAGCCCAUGCUGACAUCUGAUCUGUGCAAGACUGGCUGUGCAGCCCUGCGCAUCGCUAACUGCAAACUGUUCCGUCUGCAGCUGAAGCAGGGCCUGUUUAGACUCAGGGUCCCGUCCUCUUAGAUGAAGCUCAUUUAGGUGCUCUGUCUCCACACUCACAGCAAUGGAACAUGAGAAUGGAGGUUGAAGGGACGUCCCAAAGGGGACGUUUGGAGUAUUUAUCUGCAUAUUUUGGUGGCUUUCUUAGGUUCCAUCAGGGUAUUAUUCUGUGUGGGUACUUGCUUGAAGAGGGAUGGCUUUUUAAACAUGACAUUAUUUCAUAUGCAAUUUAACAAUGGGUAUGAUUUGUAAAUAGGUUUUACUGACCAUUUACCCAUUGCUUUUUGUUUACUACGUUCUUGCUGCUGUUUGGUGAGUUUGAAUGAAUUUAAAACACAUUUUAAGGGGAGAAAAGCAAGAAUGCCAUAGUACUGUCAUUCAUUGUAGCAUAGGUAGUCAUUUUUAAGGAAAAUCUAUACCCAUGUCUAACACUGCAUUUUUUUUGUUGUUAAAGAUCAGUCGCUGAAUGACAACGAGACAUCCCAUUUUCGUUGUUACCUUAUAGUAGCUAAGGGAUUCGUGGCCUUUGAAUAGACUUGGGUGAUAUGGACAAAUCCAUAAUUAUAUUGUGACUGAAUUGUCACAAUAAUGAUACGAUAAAUGUAUGACAUUAAUGUGCAUCAGUUACUUUUUACAUUAUCCUUAGGUACAACACUCAAGUAGUAGUUAUCACUUGUCCUGUUAGCAUUCGCCCAUAUUUGCAGCCUUAUUUCAAUUCAAACUUCACAUUUAUUUAGUAUAGACUACUUAUCGAUAUCAGUAAGAUGUCCUCGGUGGUGGGUUUGGUUGGUGGCAAUAAUUUUUCUGGUUUAUCAUGACAUUAGAGCUAUACGAGGAGACUUCUAAAAGAACAGAUGUGGUUUUACUUGUUCCCUUAGCUAAGGGACUUGUAGCUCUAUAAAAUAAGCAAAAUGUCAUCUUUACCCACAAACUUAACUUAGACUGUUUUUAAAUGGACAGCUUUGAAUGAGUAAUGCCAGAAGCUGGAGCAUAUUUUGUAUUGAAAUGGUAACAGGUUUUAUAUAACGUUACUGUAUCUUAAGUGAAAUCUCUUUGGGACGUGCGUGUUUAGUGAAUGUAAAGCUGAGUUAAGCCCCUUCCUUCCAUUGGUUUCCCCUUAACCAAGCACUCUAGGCACAGUGUGGGCCAGAAAUGGAUUUAGAGUUACUGGUGUCACUCUUAAGUUGCUAGAUGUAUUUUGCUGAUGACUUUUAAACUGGCUUUCCAGUCAGUGUGGAUGAUUUUUUUGGCAUCUGUUAACCCCAUUUGUUCUGUGUGAGUUACAGCUGUUGCUGUCCAUCCCAUUUGAAGGGAAACUCGUCUCUCACGUGCUACAGAACUCACAGAAACAUAUUUUUAAAAUGCAUUCACACGCCUUUAUGAAGCCAACAGAGCUCAGGACACUUCUGAAAAGCACCAAGAACAAAUGUAAGAACAGGUAUCACAAUUUACACUUAACACUGUAUACUUGCAGCAUGUUAGUGUAUUGCUGAGAGACUCAACAUUCCCAUAGUCUUUAGUGUAAACUGUGAGAGUGACACUAUCUGCAUUCUAGUGGUCCAAACAGUGCUUUCACAAAACAUUCACCCAUUGUGUAACUAUCAGAACACUGUGAUAUGCGCUUUAUGCAUUGUUCUUUGAGGAAUUCUGCAAUAGUACCAUCAACUGGUUGUUAACCAAAGUUGGGAUGUGAGAGGACCAUGAAUUCAAAUCUGUGUGUAUUUUUGUAUUCAAUUCUGUGGGGUAGCAAGGAAGGUGUCAUGGAAAGAGCUCAAUCAUGAGUGUCUUCAGUUUAACAAGAUGAUUAAACAACACUAGCCAACUCAGUAGUUAUUCCUCUGUGACUUCAGCCCUGGUUUAAAUCAAGUAGCAUUCAGGGUGUUGGAGUUUUGUUUUUAUGUUUCAGAGGAUUCAGGAGAAACUGAAGAGGUAUUCCUCAAAUAAUCCAUUAUAUUUGGGUUAUUGUUUGUUUUAAUCUCUCGGAAACAGUUUACCAAGAAAAUCUGUUGACUUGUAACUGUGUGUGUCUUAGAUGAGGGGCAAGCAUCGGAUUAACACAACAGGUUUACUGAAGAUAAUCAGGAUGGAGUUAACCAAGCUGCUCUCAUGACUUUCUCAAUUUAACUAUAGUCUUGUGACUCAACACCGAGUGGCUAAUGUUAAACUGAGCCCUGAGAGACUACUGCUUCUGCUGCAGUUUGGACACAGGAUUUAGGCUGGGAUUCAGCUGGGAGCACUGCCCACUGAACUUCCACUAGAAAAGACUUGUGGCAUGUGAAGGGAAGCCACCAGCGCACUACACUGCAUUGACAAAACCUGUUUGAGAUUUACAUUGAGCAUAAUAUUUUUUUUUAAUAAUAAUGCAGUUUGUAAAGUAAUUCAUUCCACAGACAUUAAGAAACCUCAUGUUAUUCCAUAAGGUGUUGAGCUUGUUUGUAGGCCUUCAUUGUUGCAUUUCAGUGUGUUGGAUCAUUUUAAAAGACACUACUACAUAUGGGGUUAAAGUUCCUCAUAUCUGACAUUUCAAAACUGCAUCAUGACAGUCACUGUUUUUCUUUCACUUUCAGCUUACUUAACAUUUAGGCAUGAGCGGCUGAGGCACAUCUGCAAUGUCGUGGUCAAGUUAAGUAAUGGGAGUGGUUGGAAUGGAAAAACUUUGAGAAAUGUGUUCAGCUCCCAGUUGGAGCAUCAAACUCAGUGGUCAGGCGAUCUUAGAGCUUGUUUUCGACAGUGUGACCCAUGAGAUGAGUGCCCAAGAUACAGUACGUCUCAAGCUCUUUCUACUGAUUCCCCACAAAUAGAACAGUUUGAAAAUGUUGUAUAAAGACUGACUUUUAAUGAAGAGAACAGGUACAAUUGUUCAUGAGUGUAUGGUUACUCUAUCUCUGCAAUACUUAUUCUACUCUAUGCUCUUCAGCAUGCCCCUAGUCUUGUCAACAUAGACUGUCAUAUUCAGUGGGUUUGUAACAACUGUUUCUUAGGUGAAAUCUGGACACAUGGAUACUGGUAGUCUCUGACCCACUGCUGAAACAGUUUUAAUGGGGUGUGUUGUGCACUCCCCAACCAGACAAUUUGGAUGCUUAUCAAUCAUUUCUGCAAAGUACCAACGUCGAGAUCACAGUUACAUGGAAACUGUUUGUUGUUCAUGCUUAUUGUAGCCUAGUGUGCAUCAAAAUGCUAAAUAUUUAGCAAUAAAAUGGAAAAUAA